CAUGAGCCUCGUCAACUGUUUGGUUCUUCUUAUAGUUUGGCACGCGCACUCGGUCAACGGGAGACAUCCAAACUGUCAGUUUCUGUAUGAGCUGCAGAUGGCAGAGAAGGAAUGUUUGGGCGAUCUAGCAGACGAGCCUCUUCUGCACACUGAAGGUUGCAGAGGGAUGUGGGACAAUUUUUCCUGCUGGCACCAUGCUGAUGUUGGAAAGGUGGUCGUCAAUAACUGUCCUGCUGCCCUCAAAAAUUUGUUCACCAGAGAUGGGAUCAUUAGCAGGAACUGCACUACGGAAGGCUGGUCCAACGUGUAUCCCAGCAUCGACAGCGUGUGUUUUGCACCCACAAAUACAAAUACAACUAUGUAUGUUUUCUACACAGUGAUGAAGACUCUUUACACACUGGGACACAGCCUUUCUCUCAUCGCCCUCAUCACCGGCAGCACCAUCCUCUGUCUCUUCAGAAAACUGCACUGCACCAGGAACUACAUCCAUCUGAACCUGUUCUUCUCGUUCAUACUGAGGGCCAUCGCGGUGCUGGUCAAAGAUGCCAUUUUGUUUUCUCAUGAAAACGGGGAAUGUACAGUGCAGCCAUCCUUGAUGGGUUGCAAAGUCAGUCUGGUCAUCCUCAACUACUUCAUCAUGGCAAACUUCUACUGGUUGCUGGUUGAAGGAUUGUACUUACACACCCUACUGAUGGUCAUUUUCUCAGAGAACAGACACUUCAUCAUUUACCUUCUGAUUGGAUGGGGAUUCCCCACCGUGUUUGUGAUUCCAUGGAUUGUGUGCAGGAUUUACCUCGAGGACACAGGAUGCUGGGAGAGGAUCGACAAUCCGAUUCCCUGGCGCGUGAUCAACUGGCCAAUCAUGGCAUCUGUCAUUUUAAACUUCAUUCUGUUCAUCAGCAUCAUUCGAAUCCUGGUCCAGAAGCUGAGAUGUCCUGACGUUGGUGGAAACGACCAGUCCCAGUACAGGAGGUUAGCCAAGUCCACACUUCUGCUGAUUCCUCUUUUUGGCGUCCACUAUAUUGUUUUCGUUUACAUCAUAGAUGGAAAUGGAGAGAGGGAAAACUAUAAAAUAUUCUUUGACCUCGGUCUGGGAUCCUUUCAGGGCUUGGUGGUUGCGAUUUUGUAUUGCUUUUUGAAUAGUGAGGUCCAGAGUGAACUCAAGAGAAAGUGGCGGAGUUUGCGUUUGAAGCGCUACAUCGGCCGCGACUACCGUCUGCACAGUUCCUCCAUAUCCAGGAACGGCACAGAAAACAUGGCCCAAUUCCAGCGAAACACCAGAGCCCAGUCUUUCCUGCAGACAGAGACCACCGUGGUGUGA
Danio rerio (zebrafish) is the source of this 1321-nucleotide messenger RNA. It is a transcript of the gene vipr2, whose product is annotated as vasoactive intestinal peptide receptor 2. Gene Ontology annotation, molecular function: vasoactive intestinal polypeptide receptor activity; transmembrane signaling receptor activity; G protein-coupled receptor activity. Gene Ontology annotation, cellular component: plasma membrane; membrane. The record is from RefSeq and is marked provisional. Lineage: Eukaryota; Metazoa; Chordata; Actinopteri; Cypriniformes; Danionidae. Gene Ontology annotation, biological process: cell surface receptor signaling pathway; G protein-coupled receptor signaling pathway.